Strongylus vulgaris is the source of this 522-nucleotide messenger RNA. The record is from the annotation of a GenBank genome assembly. NCBI's taxonomy places the organism in Eukaryota, Metazoa, Nematoda, Chromadorea, Rhabditida, Strongylidae.
UUGGCUGUCACAAUUUUAUUCAAAAGUAAUUGCUGCGAAAAUCCAAUUAAGGAAUUUGUGAUUUCAGGCGACAUCACGCAAAAAGGCUAUGAGAAAAAACGAAACCUUAUUCUUGCGAAGUAUAAUAAAGGCUGCAGUGCAGGUCGCUUGUUGAUUGAACACAACACUUGUCAUGUUAGUGUCGGACUUAAUGGGAUUUGUCUCAUUGCUGGGGAUUUGAAUCUUGAUGUGAGGGAUGAGGGUGUCGGGCUAAUCAUGUCCGACGGGGUUGUCGAGGGAUUUUUUUGCUGGUCAGGAUUUCCUCCUUACGUUAAACUGUUGGGGUUGGGGCCUGGGCAAUCCAAGGGAAGUCCUGGAACGCGAGCUCAUCGUCAGCAUCAGCGACGACUUACUCGUGAUGAGGCCAGGUUUCAUUCGGAUUCGUCGUCGGAUGACGAUGACAGCUUAGUAGGAUCUUUGAAGCGGAAAAACCAACCCACCGGAAAGAUCAACGCGGGCUUAGUGGUGUUCCUUUCUUACUAA